This is a messenger RNA of Pisolithus orientalis, 1981 nucleotides long. Its product is annotated as Alpha/Beta hydrolase protein. Lineage: Eukaryota; Fungi; Basidiomycota; Agaricomycetes; Boletales; Pisolithaceae. The record is from RefSeq and is a predicted model, not a curated record. Bases 380 to 1816 code for a protein of 478 amino acids. The transcript has 16 exons. Gene Ontology annotation, biological process: proteolysis. Gene Ontology annotation, molecular function: serine-type carboxypeptidase activity. Gene Ontology annotation, cellular component: fungal-type vacuole.
UGCCGUGGCCAAAGAAGGCCGUUGAGCGCAUAAACUUGAUCUGCAAUACAGAACGAUCGAUCACCGCCACCUCUUGCCAGUACUUGUCAUCUGUCUUGCCGCUUGUUUAGUUGAACGCUCGAACGUCCACCUUCGUCCACGUGGAAGUGCAGUUAGAUACGCACUCUCACCUUGCGAUCUCUUAUGAGUUAGUUCAAAUUCCCCUCUGCAAAGCGGCUGAUCGGGGGGUUUCGCCAUAUCACGCUGCCCCAUAUGUUCAGAUAUGGAUUAAAUCGCCAACUUCUCAAGCACCGCUAAAUACUGGACACACCGGGAAUACUUAUAAGGCCGCGCCGUACUCGAACCUUGAUGCACGUUCAGAUGCCCCGUUAGAGGCAGCAUGCGACUUACUCCCCUGAUUUUGCCCAGUAUUAUCACGGCGCCCGCAAGCGCUGUAUUCGCCAAGACCAGAAAUGUUGGCCGAGAUGCAGGGUCAUCAUAUAUCCAGUUCACCUCCACCAAGUUAAACAGCACAGACCUACGUUAUGUCAUGGACUCUGGUAUCUGUGAGACCACGCCGGAUGUAACACAAUAUUCUGGAUAUGUUGAAGUGGGGAAGAAUAUGUCCAUAUGGUUUUGGUUCUUCGAGGCACGCAACUCGCCCGAGACAGCGCCUUUCACUCUCUGGUUAAAUGGUGGGCCAGGAUGUUCGUCCAUGAUAGGUCUUUUCCAAGAAAACGGGCCUUGCAAGGUCAACCCGGAUGGGGAGACGACGUAUCUAAACGCAUACAGUUGGAACAACGUGAGCAACAUGAUCUAUAUCGAUCAGCCUAUCGGAACAGGCUUCUCCUAUGGCACCGACACAGUGAACAGUACGGAGGCGGCGGCACCUUCUGUCUGGCAGGCUUUCCAAGUUCUCUUUGAGAGCCGAGCGUUUUCCGAGUAUAGCAGUCGCGAGUUUGUGUUGGCAACUGAGAGCUGUGGCGGUCAUUACGGUCCUGCUUUUGUCACCUAUUUCGACCAAAAAAAUGCAAAGAUUGCGGAUGGCAUUCUUGACGCUGAACCAAUUGUAGUCACUGCGUUACUGAUCAACAAUGGAUGGAUAGAUCCCUUCAUUCAAAACAUUGCUUACUACACGUUUGCGGAGAAUGCCCCUGGAUACGGGCAACUCCUCUCGGACGCAGUUUUGGAAAACAUCUCCCAAGCCCUAUGGGGUGAGGGCGGCUGUGUGCAACAAGAGCAGGCUUGCUACGCUGCUGGAAAUUCCACCGCUUCGGAUUCAGUUUGCCUCAAUGCCUACAACUACUGUAGCAACUACGUCGUCACUGCGGCCACUACUGAUUAUGAUCCGUAUGACCUCCGUCGGAACUCCUCAGCCCUAUUUCCCCCUAAGUACUACGUCAACUAUCUCUCAACUGAGAGUGUGAAGAAGCGGAUUGGUGCCGAGACUACUUACAAAGAAUGUUCCAACACACCAUACUCAAAGAUUAUUAAUACUGGUGAUUUUGCCCGAACCUGGUCACCAGAGUUGUCUCAACUAGCCAACUCCGGAUUGAAGAUCUUGAUAUGGGCUGGUGAUACUGACAUCAUAUGCAAUUGGGUUGGUAAUUAUGCAGUUGUUCUUGCGAUGGGCUGGUACGGAAAGGAAGAGUUGAAUAAUAUCCUUCUUACCAAUAUAACUCUCAAUGGAACACCUAUUGCCUCGGUGGCAAAUGUAGACAACUUCACCUUUGCGAGGGUCUUUGGCGCAGGUCACACAGUGCCCACUUUCCAGCCAGCUGCUGCGCUAGAGAUAUUCACCCAAGCCAUUCGCGGGGAACAGUUACACUCGGUGUAAAGGUGGAGAGGUAAUAUACUUCGAAACGAUUUCUUGGCUCCAACUUCGCGAUGGAAUAUUACCUACUUACCCAUCUCGGUCGCAUGCCCGAGUUAGCAGAUGUUACUUGCUUUCUGUCCAAUUUCGACGAUGCCCUAUUUAGAGUCGCAUUUGCCCUUCCCCAGG